CUUUUCUUGGCAGAGUGUCUUAACUACUAUGUGCAUAUAUCGUGGCUAGUGAUUUCCCCAAUUUAGAGGAGCCCGCGCCUCAACUGAAGUCUACGCAUUAUAUAGACCGCAUAGGAGCAACUUAGUCAUCAUUGGUCUCAUUAUCGAUAUGGGGGUCCUUUCAGAGAUGAAAACCGUGUUAAUUACAGGAUGUAGUCCUGGUUCUAUUGGCGAGGCUUUGGCAAAGGAAUUCUUACUUCAUGAUCAGUUUGCGGUUUGUGUGACGUCAUUACCAGGAGAAGAACUCCCAGAGCUAGAAUCGCUAGGCGCUACUUGCUUUCCUGUGGACGUUACUUCUACGAACAGCGUGAACGCCUUGAAUUAUGCCGUCGUCGAGAAUAUGGGUUAUAAUCUUGACAUACUCAUCAAUUGUGCUGGAAUGAAUUACGUUAUGCCAGCCCUUGAUGUUGAUGUUGAUGAGCUCAAGCGCAUUUUUGAUGUCAAUCUCUUUGGCACUGUCCGAAUGAUUCAGGCAUUCUCUACCAAUUUGAUCAACCGUAAAGGACUUAUUGUAAAUGUGGGAUCUCUCGCCGCAUAUGCACCAUACGUUUUUGGGUCGUCCUACAAUGCCAGCAAGGCAGCUUUGCUUGCCUACAGCAACACUCUGCGAAUAGAACUGAGCCCUUGGAGCGUCCGAGUAAUGACAAUCAUAGCUGGACCAGUAGUCAGUGGCUUGAUGACUCGAAAACAAAGAACGCUACCGAAAGACUCAAGAUAUCAGCCAAUUGUGGAGGCUUUCAACCAGCGGACAACGCACGACAAACAUGGUGUUCAGGCAAUGCCUACUCGCGAGUUUGCCCAAUCUGUUUUGAAACAGGUGUUGAAGUCUAAACCACCUCAUUCCUAUUGGAUCGGGCCAUUCACAAACAUGGUUUGGUGGUUGGAAACUUUGGGCCUAGCUUCUGUAUGGUCUUGGUUCUUCCGGAAGCGAUUCCAAUUAUGGAAAUUGGACCGACAUUAACAAUACAUUUCCCUUUAAGAUGUACUUCGUUCGAUACCUAUUAUGCGAUAGCUUUCACACCUAGCUAGUGAUCACACAGACGUGCCGUUGUUUAUGUGAUCUAAUUUAAUCCCACUCGUACUCUUGGACUCAAUAUCGG
Truncatella angustata is the source of this 1139-nucleotide messenger RNA. RefSeq lists its product as uncharacterized. The record is from RefSeq and is a predicted model, not a curated record. Gene Ontology annotation, molecular function: triacylglycerol lipase activity; acylglycerone-phosphate reductase (NADP+) activity. Gene Ontology annotation, cellular component: lipid droplet; endoplasmic reticulum. Lineage: Eukaryota; Fungi; Ascomycota; Sordariomycetes; Amphisphaeriales; Sporocadaceae. Bases 149 to 1000 code for a protein of 283 amino acids. The transcript has 5 exons. Gene Ontology annotation, biological process: phosphatidic acid biosynthetic process; triglyceride catabolic process.